Molecule: messenger RNA, 2698 nt
Organism: Phacochoerus africanus (Common warthog)
Lineage: Eukaryota; Metazoa; Chordata; Mammalia; Artiodactyla; Suidae
Gene: FAM20C
Product: FAM20C golgi associated secretory pathway kinase
Exons: 10
Coding region: 325-2082 (585 amino acids)
Biological process (GO): protein phosphorylation
Cellular component (GO): Golgi apparatus
Molecular function (GO): protein serine/threonine kinase activity
Source: RefSeq, a predicted model, not a curated record
GAGCGUGCGCGGGGCCUGACCUGGCUGCGCCCCCAACUCCGCGGACGAGGGCCGCUGGGCUCGGCCCGCUGAGGGCGCGGCCGCUCCGGAGAGGCGGGAAGGAACGGUCCCGAGAUGGCCCGGCGAGCAGGCGCUUUGGCAGUGGGUGCCCUACGCGUGGUACAGGCACCGGCACAUCCCCGGGUCUGGUAACUGGUCGACGCCAGAUGGACCUUGACCCGCGCCGGGGCACCGCGUUCCUGCCAAGCCGAGACUAGAGGGGCACGGUUGGAGAGCGCUGGGGGGAGGUGCCCAGAGUGUCAGGCCACGCUCGCCAGCGGGGCCAUGAAGAUGAUCCUGGUGCGCAGGUUCCGUGUGCUCAUUCUGAUGGCAUUCCUGGUGGCUUGCGCGCUGCACAUCGUGCUGGACCUGCUGCCCAAGCUAGAGCGGCGCUCCGCGCGGCCCUCGGGGGAACCCGGCUGUUCGUGCGCGCAGCCUGCGGCCGAAGCGGCGGCUCCCGGCUGGGCCAAGGCGCGCGGCCGCCCCGCGGAGCCCCCGGCCGCAGCCUCUGCCGCUGCCGACGCGGGAUGGCCCAACAAGCACACGCUGCGCAUCCUGCAGGACUUCAGCUCUGACCCUUCCUCCAACCUCACGUCCCACUCGCUUGAGAAACUGCCACCCGCAGCGGAACAGGCGGAGGGCGCCGUGCCGGGGCAGGAUCCCGGCGCCCCGCGACCCCGCCACCCAGCUCACCGGCCCUUGCUCCGAGAUCCCGGCCCGCGUCCCCCGGCGCCACCUCCCGGGCCGAGUGGGGACGGCUCCCUCUUGGCCAGGCUGUUCCAACACCCAUUGUACCAGGUCCCCAUUCCGCCCCUAACGGAGGACGAUGUCCUCUUUAACGUGAACAGCGACAUCAGGUUCAACCCCAAGGCGGCAGCAGCGGAGAACCCGGACUGGCCACACGAAGGUCCUGAGGAUGACUUCCUGCCCACGGGGGAGGCGGCUGCGGACUCCUACCCCAACUGGCUCAAAUUCCACCUCGGUAUCAACCGGUACGAGCUGUACUCGAGACACAACCCAGCGGUGGAGGCCCUGCUGCGGGACCUCGGCGCCCAGAAGAUCACCAGUGUCGCCAUGAAGUCGGGGGGCACCCAGCUCAAGCUCAUCAUGACGUUCCAGAACUACGGGCAAGCCCUCUUCAAGCCCAUGAAGCAAACGAGGGAGCAGGAGACCCCGCCUGACUUCUUCUAUUUCUCCGACUACGAGCGGCACAAUGCGGAGAUCGCUGCCUUCCACCUGGACAGGAUCCUGGACUUCCGCCGGGUCCCUCCUGUGGCCGGCAGGAUGGUCAACAUGACCAAAGAAAUCCGGGACGUCACUCGGGACAAGAAGCUGUGGAGAACCUUCUUCAUUUCCCCAGCCAACAACAUCUGCUUCUACGGGGAGUGCUCCUACUACUGCUCCACGGAGCACGCCCUGUGCGGGAAGCCGGACCAGAUCGAGGGCUCGCUGGCGGCCUUCCUGCCAGACUUGUCUCUGGCCAAGAGGAAGACCUGGCGGAACCCCUGGCGACGCUCAUACCACAAGCGCAAGAAGGCAGAGUGGGAGGUGGACCCCGACUACUGCGAGGAGGUGAAGCAGACGCCCCCCUACGACAGCAGCCACCGCAUCCUGGCCGUCAUGGACAUGACCAUCUUUGACUUCCUCAUGGGGAACAUGGACCGCCAUCACUACGAGACGUUCGAGAAGUUUGGGAACGAAACGUUCAUCAUCCACUUGGACAACGGAAGAGGGUUUGGAAAAUAUUCCCACGACGAGCUUUCCAUCCUGGUGCCUCUACAGCAGUGCUGCAGGAUCAGGAAGUCCACGUACCUGCGGCUGCAGCUCCUGGCCAAGGAGGAGUACAAGCUGAGCCUGCUGAUGGCCGAGUCCCUGCUCACGGACCGCGUGGCCCCCGUGCUGUACCAGCCACACCUGGAGGCACUGGACCGGCGGCUGCGUGUGGUGCUACAGGCGGUCAGAGACUGCGUGGAGAAGGACGGGCUGCCCAGCGUCGUGGAGGAUGACAUGGGCCCCGAGCACAGAGCCUCCACCGGGAGGUAGUGACCGCGAGCCGCGGCCAGGCCAGCCACUGAGGGACACGGGCGCACGCAGGAGCAGACGGGCCGCCCGGGCCUCGCUUUCUUCGCUUUCCAGACCACGCGGGCUGCGGGAGCGGCCUGCGCCCACGGACAGAGGCGGCCUGGCUGCAGGCCACCCACCCUUUUGUAUGGAAAGGAAGCCUUUCUUUACUAUUUUGUAUUUAUACCUGGUGUAAAUGUAUAAACGUAGAGACGGCUCUAUGGCCCCGGACCACCUGGCAGACCCCAUGCGGGCGCACCCUGCCCGCGGCCAUGUGCUCCUGCGAAGGGCUCGCACUCUGACCGAACUUAUGGCAAAACUCCCCCAUCCCCGGGCCGAGAGUCACCUGGGGCUGCGGGAGACUCCCGAGGACGUGUCGCAGACUCUUGGCGACGGAGGAAUACCGCAUAGGUCUCGGGUGAUCGAAGGACCAGUCAUUCCCUGGCCGCCCAGCCUCCUCGCGGCCCCUUCUGACUCGCUUCAGAAGCCCGUGCGCGUGCGAGGCUCUGUCUCGUGGCCGGGCAGCUGGUUACCUUCGCAGCGUUUCCGUGGAGUAGUUUGCAAUGUGUACAAGUGCAAUAAAGAUUCAGCAAGUGUG